AUGAAUAUCACAAAAGCUUAUGUGAUUUUUUUCCUUGUAGUGAUAUUGACAAACUCAUUGUCCAACUCUGACGCUUUGGCUUCAUCGGUGAUUGAGACAACAAAAAAUGAUGUAUGCUCUACACCAUGUACAAUAAGGUACGGAACAUUUGAAUGCUUUCAGGACUGUAUCCUCGACCAUUUCAGAGAUGGAAAUUGUAUUAAUGGAAGAUGUUGUUGCAAAUACUGA
Molecule: messenger RNA, 228 nt
Organism: Arabidopsis thaliana (thale cress)
Lineage: Eukaryota; Viridiplantae; Streptophyta; Magnoliopsida; Brassicales; Brassicaceae
Product: Defensin-like (DEFL) family protein
Exons: 2
Coding region: 1-228 (75 amino acids)
Cellular component (GO): extracellular region
Source: RefSeq, marked reviewed